Messenger RNA from Paramecium sonneborni, 543 nucleotides. The record is from the annotation of a GenBank genome assembly. Lineage: Eukaryota; Ciliophora; Oligohymenophorea; Peniculida; Parameciidae.
AAAAUUUUUAUCAAAUUUUAAUUUGUGGGGUUAUGGCCCAGAAUAAAAAGAGCAUCCUAGUGAAGAUAUAUUAGGAACAUAUUAGAGAGUCGAAUCCAGGGGAGGGGAGGAGACCACUCGGUACAACCGAAAUAUCAGUCUCAACUGAGCCAUUCUUAAAGACACCAAAUUAGAAUUGAUACAUUCAUAAAAGAGAAAAAACAUUAAACAUUAAUAAGCCAAAAAAUCAAUAGAAAGAUUACAACCGAUUUAUCAUCAAAUAUAAAGGAAGUUAUAAGAUUUCACAGAUACAUAUAUUUGGAAGAUUAACUGACGAAAAAUGCGUAUGUAUUUUGUUAAGAAUUGAAGAAAAAACACAAAUAAUAAAUUCGAAAAGGAACUUAUGAAGUCUUAAAAUAAACACGAAGAAAUGAUAUGUUAUUUUUCGCCCAAUAACUUCUGAAAAAGAAUAAAAAGUUAGUAUUCUGUCAAAAACGAUGUUUCAGUAUCAUUCAAGCUUCAACUUUUUUUACAUUAAUGGUAGUGAAAGUUUUGAAUAUUUGA